Molecule: messenger RNA, 1470 nt
Organism: Pseudogymnoascus destructans
Lineage: Eukaryota; Fungi; Ascomycota; Leotiomycetes; Thelebolales; Thelebolaceae
Gene: DOT1
Product: Nucleosomal histone H3-Lys79 methylase
Exons: 2
Coding region: 1-1470 (489 amino acids)
Biological process (GO): regulation of transcription regulatory region DNA binding; DNA damage checkpoint signaling; subtelomeric heterochromatin formation
Cellular component (GO): nucleosome; nucleus
Molecular function (GO): histone binding; histone H3K79 methyltransferase activity
Source: RefSeq, a predicted model, not a curated record
AUGUCUUUUUGGAACAAAAACCCCUCUAGCUCGAAGCAAAAGAUUCGAACAGAAAACGUCCCUGUCAAAGCAUCACCAGGGACCAUAAACAGGGCCCCGUCUCGUUCACAAAGUGAAGGGCGCCUAGCGUCGAGUCUGCCCAGGUCGAAACCUGUGGGACAGACAAGCAGAAGUUCGCGAAAGGAUAGUUAUUUGACGAAACUCAGCCUUCCCGAAAGAUCCACCAGUCGCAAACGAUCUCCAGUAUACCAGAGGAUAGAAAGUGACUCAAGUGAAGAUGAAGGCCAAGAGUCACCGCCAGUCAAUAAAAGACAGAGGCUGACGCCAGCGGUGUUGGAUGAUCCAACCCGAACCCUUCCGUCGCGAAAGCAGUUCUCACAAAUAGAUUCUACGCUGUUAAUCCAUGCCGCCGAUAUCGCAUCUCAUAAACUUGGUUAUCGGGCCGCUUUUGGGAAUACAACUUUGGAAGGGGCUCCAGUGUAUCUUCAGUACCCUGGAAGCUCAAUAGCCGAAAGAUACGAGCUAGUGUUCAAAAAAGAUUCAUUCGACCCCGUUGAGGAAAUAUUAGGAGUAAUAAAGGACUUUACGGAUUUCUUCCUCGAUGACGAAAAAGAAAAACCGUUUGUGGACCCAGACACUGGUAUCAUCCGGCGGCUUGAACGUGCAAGAAACCUCGGUUCGUUGGAGGGGUUCAAGAGCGCCCUUGUCGAUUAUAACUCUGCAGUAGAGUCAUUGCGAAAUGGAGAGGAUAUUGCCACAAUACUCGAUAAGAAGCAUAGCGUUUCCGAGAGCCUCGUCGUUAGAAUUAUGGCCCAGACGUAUGAUCGAGCGGUCUCUCCAAAGGUCGAUCUCCUUAGAAAGUAUGAGAACGGCACCAACGAGAUUUACGGCGAGCUUAAAUCUAAUCUCGUGUACAAAAUUCUUGCCGAGACGAAAAUCACUUCCAAGCAAGUAUUUGUAGAUCUCGGUUCGGGCGUUGCGAAUGUGGUGCUCCAGGCUGCGCUGCAGGUUGGCUGCGAAAGCUGGGGCUGUGAGAUCAUGGAAAAUGCAUGUUCAAUAGCCGAAGCUCAGAAGGCUGAAUUCGAAGCUCGUUGUCGGCUCUGGGGGCUCCAGCCAGGGUUGACAAGGCUUGAACGUGGAGAUUUCAUGGUGAGCGAAGAAAUACGGGCAGCCCUCCAAAGAGCAGACGUUGUCCUUGUGAACAAUGAAGUAUUCACACCGGAGUUAAACGUCAGCCUGGUCAACCUAUUCCUUGAUCUCAAAGAAGGUUGUAAGAUUGUUUCACUGAAGUCUUUCGUGCCGGAAAAUCGGAAGAUCAGCAAUUACAACAACAACGAUCCCUCCAACAUUUUAGAUGUUGCAAAGAAGGCAUAUUCUACCAAGAGUGUCAGCUGGAAGGAUGAAGGAGGAAAUUACUACAUCUCGACCAAGGACAGCACAAGGUUACAAUUGUAUGGUGAUCGCAGUUGA